Mycena citricolor is the source of this 2794-nucleotide messenger RNA. NCBI's taxonomy places the organism in Eukaryota, Fungi, Basidiomycota, Agaricomycetes, Agaricales, Mycenaceae. The record is from the annotation of a GenBank genome assembly.
UCAGUAUCUUCUCUCCGCACUUGGUUUUUAUCGACAGUGCUUGCUGUUCUUCCUGAAAAAACAAAACUCAAAACGGAUAUUAUGAAACAACUCACACUCAAGCAUUCUGAGAGAAGAACACGGAUCAUUCCGCAUGACGAUCAGCCUGUCAAUCAUGUCGGAAGAAGCCAAGGGUCCAAGACUGGCCCCAAGGGGAAACUAAGUGGAGAGGGGUGCAGGCUGACACAUUGUACACCCAAGCUACUCUCUCACCCCUCACGACUGCCCUUCACGGUCUAAGGACGGCUUCAAUCGGUCUUCAUCCGCUCUCUUACCCUCCUUGACCUUCCGAACCUUGUGGCAUAUACGCGAUCGACCCCAAAUGGCACUCGCUCGCGCAGUAACGAUUGCGCCAACCCAGACGCAGGGUGUCUCUGUCUCGAACGUUAUAACGGCGAGCCACUCCCACCGCCCUUCGAUUACCCCGACGUUGGAGAGCCAAAGGCAACACAAGGCACCUGUGGGUCUCAUCGUCGGCGUCGCCAUUGCUAUCAUCGGAGCUAUCAUCGGCCUCUUCCUCAUUCGCUGGCUUUUCGUUCGCCGCGCCCGCGCACGUCAGCCCGCGCCCACUCCCAUCCUCCCAUUCACGGUUGGCGCACCCGCCGCUCGCACCGGCCGGACCUCCACGAGCAAAUCUUCUCUCGAUGCACCAGCUGCAUUCUCCGACCCAAACCCUAUGCGAACGCCAGCGCGUCUGCCUGGCGGACCUGGUGCCCUAGAGCUUGGCGCAUAUCCUCUGUCAUCGGCAUCAAAUCCCAGGAUGGCCCCAUCGGAUUCGUGGCAUACAUCCUUCCCGCACCCGCCGCUGUCAGGCAGCGGCCGACAAGAGCCUGGGCCAGGGUCGAGUCCUACCGAGCGUCAGGCCUGGCUUGCGUCUGAGCUUCGCAGCGCGCAGACGGCUCUGGAGCGGACCCAGGGGUACGGGACUGGGGGAAAUGAGCAACAGGAAAGACAGAGGCUAAGAGCAGAAAUCCGGGAGCUUGAGCACAGGCAGGGGAGUGCGUGGGCUCUUGGGCUGGAAUAGUCUGCUCUGGUGCGUCAGUCUUACUCACGUCCAGUCCAAUCCCCUCUGUAUGUAACAUGCUAGCUGUUGUCACGGACUUUUUGAAAUUGUGCUUCCAUGGUCGAUAUACGUUCAUCUUGUCUUAUCGGGACUAUGCGAUUGCUUGUAAGACGGCCCAGACGGAUGUGACUAAGUUUUCAAACAUUCCGUCUGCGACGUAGUCUCGUCCGAUUCUGCCUCCUCCGCGCGAAUACGUACGCCUAGCAACGAGGCUAGAAUGCUGCUCUCUUGUGCGGCUACCUUGGCUGUUGGCUUCAAUGACCGCCAUGCUCGGAACCCAGGGCCAUACAGCAGCCCAUAAAAGGCGUCUACAGAUAAGGAUUCUCCAGCCGCGAUGGGUCCUUCAAAGUUGGUGCUUGCCCUCUCAUGCUUUGUUCUCUGCAUCCAGGCAAGUAACCCGAAGCGCGGAAUCGCACUCGUCCAGUCCAGCGAUGCCGAUCUUCCGAAAGGGAGCGGUGGCCGAUGCAGCUGGUUCUACAAUUGGGCAGCGAGCCCACCGGCAGGAUAUCCUCGAUUUCUCGAAUUCGUCCCUAUGCUCUGGGGUCACCAAGACAGCGGCAUUUUUAUUCAAACCGUCCGGCAGUUGGGUGCGUCGACGGUACUUGGCUUCAAUGAACCCAACGAAUACGGCCAGUCCAACAUCGGUGUGCCAGAAGCAGUCCAGAUGUGGAAAGCAUACAUUCAGCCGUUGAAAAACUCGGGUGUUCGUCUUGGAAGUCCCGCCGUGUCGAGUGGACCCAGUGGCCUUCCGUGGCUCGUCAACUUCGUCGCUUCAUGUUCCGGAUGCAGCAUAGACUUCGUUGUCGUCCACUGGUACGGCGAAGGAGCGACGAACUUCAUCAAUUAUCUGGCGAGCGUCCAUGCCCAGAUCCCGAAUAAGGCGGUCUGGGUCACCGAAUUCGCGUGUACCUCCGGCAAUCCCGCAGGUAGAUUCGUCCUCGGUUCAAUCCGAUCGCCUAUCUGAGCAGCUCUUUCUUAAGAUGUCCGUCUUCUUGGCGGCCGCCCUUACAUAUUUGGAUGCCCAACCUUGGAUCGAGCGGUACAACUGGUUCGCAUUCGGGCGUCCCAUAAGCGGACUCCAAACAAGCCUUUUGGACGGAGGAGGCAACGUCAACGCCCUUGGAUCCACGUAUAUUUGAAGUGGGUAGACAGACGUAGCUGGCGAUAACAAAGAGCAGGGCUCUAUAGAUCCAAAUGUAGCGUAGGCAGACCCCACAGCCAGUCUGAGGGCUCUCCAAAAAAGACAUGUUUUGAGUAGUCGUCCAAGUUCCUCAUCAACCUCCAUGUAACGUCGAGAUGAAAACGAUCUCAUCGCCAUCUUUGAGCGCAUAAUCGCCCUCUCCCUCUAACUCCCAAUCUGUAUCGUUCACCAAUACCAGAAUUCCUGGCCGUCUGUUCCGGAUCUCGUUUUCGGGUUUUCAAGGAGUCAGGGCGAGAGCAUACGCACUGUGUCAUUCUCAACGAAGAGCUCUACGCGUUCUUUAAGGAGGGUGUCUCGCAGAUGGAAGAUCAAGAAGAGAUGUCGACGGGUUUGGUCUCUCCAGAUUCUUCGCCGUAUGUCUUGGAAACAUGGGAAGGCACGAUCAGGCUGUGCGAGCGCUGGUUCGAGAACAAGAGCUCAAGUCCGCCGCUGAAUUCAACUUUGACGGAGGUGGACAUGUUCGUAUGAGGAAACAAGCAAGAGUAGAUCGC